UGCACGAGUACUGCACUGUACAAGGUUAUAUGUCGUCAGGUGAGAAGUUGCCUGCGUAGGAACAAUCGGAUCGAAGCAUCUGGCCUGGGCAGCAAUCGACCGCCUUUAAACAUGCUUACCGACCUGCAGUAGCAGCCUGCAGACCAACUUAACUCGUUGUCUACAUAUCUAGCACAUGGUCGUUGUUGGUGGUGGUGGUGAGCGUCAAGGGACUACUGUAUGCGAGCGGCACAGGCGCCGCUCGCACUCGCUCUGAUCAAUGCGCGCAUCCAGUUGGCAAGCAAGAAAGGAAUCAAGCAUGAUCGAGGACCGUUUCUGGCGCUGGGUACCUUUCCCUGUCUCUCGACCUUUCUCACGCUUGUCACUUCCGCUCAUCGUUUUGUGUGGGUGUGUGAGGGUGUGUGUGUCUGCUUCUCCAAAGGUUGUCGUCUUCUUGGGGGGGUUUGUAGGUCGCCACGAGCCAGGGCGUCAGUCAGGCCACACGUGCGUAGUACACGUGAAUCCCUGCCUUCUCCGCCGACCCGCUCGGGUCCUUUCAAAUGGACCUUCUGGGGAUUCAAGGGAUUGACGAUCGCUACUGCGAUUACACUGUCUCUAGUAUGGUUCAUUAUCCUCGAAAAUGACAAGAUGAUCCGAUCGUUGUUGGUGGACAGCUGUCAGCACGAUCAUCACAGGAAGUCGCGAAGUCGGCAGGAGCAGGUCCAAUCACGAGUCUGUUUUUCCGUCGGAUGAAGGACGAGUGUACAGUAGACUUCUGAGAACGUUUGCGGCACAGCACACUACUGCGAAGUAGUGGUGGGCUGUUCGACGGCCGCCAAAGGAACGGUCCCGCGCUUUGAUGACGAUUGACGAGGCCACCCAUCCAAAUCUUCCCGUC
This is a messenger RNA of Dissoconium aciculare CBS 342.82, 877 nucleotides long. RefSeq lists its product as uncharacterized. The record is from RefSeq and is a predicted model, not a curated record. The transcript has a single exon. Lineage: Eukaryota; Fungi; Ascomycota; Dothideomycetes; Mycosphaerellales; Dissoconiaceae. Bases 220 to 732 code for a protein of 170 amino acids.